Molecule: messenger RNA, 888 nt
Organism: Brettanomyces nanus
Lineage: Eukaryota; Fungi; Ascomycota; Pichiomycetes; Pichiales; Pichiaceae
Exons: 1
Coding region: 1-888 (295 amino acids)
Source: RefSeq, a predicted model, not a curated record
AUGACACUCAAAGUUGGCUAUAUUCCCGAGCAUUUCUCGACACCAAUUGCUUUCGCGGCUAAGUAUGAUUAUUUUGGUGAAAAUGGUUUGACAAACGUCCAACUUAUCCCAUAUCCGAGUGGAUCGGGACAUUUGAUUAGCUCUCUUAAGACUAGAGAGAUUGAUAUUGCCAUCGGACUUACAGAAGCCUUUGUCAGAGGUCUAUGUCAAGGUGAUGGUGGCGAUUAUCAAAUCUCUGGAGAAUACGUGGAGUCUCCUUUAUGCUGGUCUAUUUCUAGUGGAAAUGGUAGAGAAGAUGUCAAUAAAAUAGAGGACCUCGAGGGUAAAAGAAUUGGAGUAAGCCGAAUUGGAUCGGGCUCCUACAUCAUGUCAUACGUUUUGGCACUUGAACAGGAUUUUGGUAAGAGUACGUUUGAAUUCAAGAUUCUUGAGAAUUUCGAAAAUUUGAGGAACUCUGUCAAUAAUCGUUCAACAGAUGCGUUCAUGUGGGAAUACUUUACCACCAAGAAAUACUACGAUAGCGGGGAACUCAAGAAGAUUGGUGAGAUUUACACUCCAUGGUCCUCAUGGGUAAUCAGUAGCUCGACUUCCAAAGAUGUUCAGGAACUGGUUCCAAUGUUUUUGAAAUCGAUUCAACAAGGAAUAAAUUAUUACAAUGAGCAUGAAGAUGAAGCAUUAGAUGAUAUCUUGGAGAACUUGGACUAUAAUUCAAGAGAUGACUUGAAAGAGUGGGCUAAAAGAGUGCAGUUUACAAAAGAUGUGACCAAAAUUUACUUCAAUAAGAAUAUUAUCAAAACCAAGGAUGUCCUAAAGACCGCCGGAUUGAUCACAGAUGAUGACAGUGUCGUGUUGAGAAGAUUGAAACAAGGCGUUCGUAGUGAAAUGUAA